Messenger RNA from Diospyros lotus (date-plum), 718 nucleotides. Its product is annotated as 40S ribosomal protein S17-like. The coding region runs from base 92 to 517 and encodes 141 amino acids. The record is from RefSeq and is a predicted model, not a curated record. Gene Ontology annotation, cellular component: ribosome. NCBI's taxonomy places the organism in Eukaryota, Viridiplantae, Streptophyta, Magnoliopsida, Ericales, Ebenaceae. Gene Ontology annotation, molecular function: structural constituent of ribosome. The transcript has a single exon. Gene Ontology annotation, biological process: translation.
AUCCGCGCUCGUCCCUUCCUUUGCACAAAACCCUAGCCACCAGUACCACCUCUUCCUCCUCGCUUCCCUCCGCCGCUGCUCUCUCUCAGCCAUGGGUCGCGUCCGCACCAAAACCGUGAAGAAGUCCUCGCGGCAAGUGAUUGAGCGCUACUACUCCAAGAUGACGCUCGAUUUCCACACCAACAAGAAGAUCCUGGAAGAGGUGGCCAUCAUCCCGUCCAAGCGUCUCCGGAACAAGAUUGCCGGCUUCUCCACUCACCUUAUGAAGCGUAUUCAGAAGGGCCCCGUCCGAGGCAUCUCCCUCAAGCUGCAGGAGGAGGAGCGCGAGCGCCGCAUGGACUUUGUCCCCGACGAGUCUGCCAUCAAGAUCGACCACAUUGAGGUCGAUAAGGAGACCAUUGAUCUCCUCGCUUCUCUCGGAAUGUCCGAAAUGCCCGGUGUUGUCGUCAAGGAGGAUAUCGGCGUGGCUGCGCCUGCCAUGCCGGCGUAUGCGGGACGUGGUGGCAGGAGGUACUGAUGUGGUUCCGUCCAUCGUAUUGGAUUUUACUUGUUUGUUUCUGUUUUGAUGGUAUCAGUAUCGGGUACUGCCUAGUUUUGUUUAGAUAAUUGAGAUUGUUGCUGUUGUGGUUUCGAUUCAAGUACUCUGGGACAGUUUUGGUGUUAAGGUUAUUUGGUACAUUUGACUUAUUGCAAUAUCUACAGCUUAAUUUGGAACAAA